Messenger RNA from Daucus carota subsp. sativus, 951 nucleotides. RefSeq names its product glycine-rich cell wall structural protein. Bases 1 to 951 code for a protein of 316 amino acids. The transcript has a single exon. The record is from RefSeq and is a predicted model, not a curated record. NCBI's taxonomy places the organism in Eukaryota, Viridiplantae, Streptophyta, Magnoliopsida, Apiales, Apiaceae.
AUGGAGUUUCUGGGAAUUGGUAAGUUUGUUUUGGUUGCUUUCUUGGUUUUCUCGGUUGUGGCUGAGUGUAGAAAAUUAGAAGCGGAUAAUGGGGGGAGUGGGAAAGUGAAGAAGCCGGAAUGGUUUUUUGAUGGGCAGCCGUGGUUUACUAAUAAUGGAGGCUCAUCAAGAGGGUGGAGUUUUGGGCACUCGUUUAGUUUUGGCAAUGGGCAAGGUGGAUUUAUUAUUGGGAAGAAAGGGAAGGUUAGUGCAAAACCAGAUUGUGCAGGGAAAGGGGGCGGUUUGGGAGGUGGUGGCGGCCUUGGGAGUGGAGGUGGUGGGACUGGAUUAGGAGGCGGGGGAGGUGGUGGCGUAGGUUUAGGAGGAGGUGGUGGCAUUGGCAAGGGGAAAGGUGGUGGUUUAAAGCACCAUAUAGGAAAAAAGGAGCAUCAUCAUCAUCAUGGAAUAGGAAAGGGGAUUGGAGGUGGAGUUGGUAAGGGAAUCGGAGGUGGUGGUGGAGCUGGGGGAGGAUUGGGCGGGGGAGCCGGGGGAGGAUUAGGCGGUGGAGCUGGUGGAGGAGCUGGCGGAGGAGUAGGCAGUGGAGCUGGUGGAGGAUUAGGCGGUGGAGCUGGUGGAGGAUUAGGCGGUGGAGCUGGUGGAGGGAUAGGUGGUGGAUCUGGGGGUGGAAUAGGAGGAGGUGCUGGCGGAGGAGCUGGUGGUGGUGGAGGUUUUGGCGGUGGUGCCGGUGGGGGUGGAAGUUUUGGCGGUGGUGCUGGUGGGGGUGGAGGUUUUGGCGGUGGUGCUGGUGGAGGCGUUGGUGGUGGAAGUGGCGCUGGCUUUGGAGGUGGUGGAGGUUUUGGCGGUGGUGCUGGUGGAGGCGUUGGCGGUGGUGCAGGAGGGGGCUUUGGUGGAGGUGCUGGGGGUGGAAUUGGUGGUGGAAGUGCAGUUGGUGUCAAGGAGAAGCAUCCUUAA